Molecule: messenger RNA, 1912 nt
Organism: Paramecium pentaurelia
Lineage: Eukaryota; Ciliophora; Oligohymenophorea; Peniculida; Parameciidae
Source: the annotation of a GenBank genome assembly
AUGGGAAGUAAAUGUUGUCGAGACGAUAAUAUACAAAUAAAAGGUUUGAGUACAGAAAUUUCAUGUAGAUGAAAUAUAAACAGCUCAGAAUCCAGAUGUAACUGUACCACCAGGUCCCAAAUAAAAAGAAUCACUUUCCUAAUAAGGAAGCAAAAAUUCUCAAGGUUAGGAAUUGAAGGCUCCAAUUGAGAAUAAGUAGAAUGAAUAUGCGUUAGAGAGUGAAAUACAUAUAGAAAAGGAAUAAAAACAAGUUGUUUCUGUAGUUUAGGAACAAUAAUCAAAAAUUUCAGAGAUAGUUUAAUCUCAAAAAAUGACCAACGAAUAGAGUAAUCAAUAGUUUGUAGAAAUAGUUAAAAAUGAAGUAACAAGUAUAAAUUAGGAAGACAAUUGUGCUAAAUCAAUCACAAAAAAAAUGAAAUUAGGCGUUGAGACAUUUGUAUAAUCAAAAGUUGGGUCAAUUGGGACACAUUACAAUUUUGGAAAGGUUUUAGGAUAAGGUGCCUUUGGUAAAGUUUGGAAAGUAACUCAUAAAACAACUGGUCUUAUUCGAGCAAUUAAACAAAUUAAAAAGAGCUCUAUAAUUAAAGAAGAAGAAUCAAGAUUAUUUUCUGAGAUGAAUAUUUUAAAGAACUUAGACCAUCCUCAUAUAGUAAAACUAUUUGAAUUGUUUCAAGAUGAAAAUAAUUAUUACUUAGUGACUGAGUAAUACAAUUGAAUCAAUAUAGAUAUUUAUCAGGGGGAGAAUUAUUUGAUAGGAUAAAAAAGAUGUCAACAUUUAGUGAGAGUAUAGCCGCAGAUUACAUUAGAUAAAUUCUAUUAGCAACAGUACAUUGUCAUGAAAAAAAAAUUGUACAUAGAGAUUUAAAACCAGAAAACAUUAUUUUUAUAAGUGAAGAUCCACAAUCUUAACUAAAAGUCAUUGAUUUUGGAACAUCAAGAAAAUUUGAUAAUUAAAAAGCAAUGAGUAAAAGAUUAGGAACAGUAUUAUAUAAUAUUUAAAUCAGCCCUAUUAUAUAGCACCUGAAGUUUUGGGUCAUUCUUAUACAGAAAAAUGUGAUAUCUGGUCAUGUGGUGUCAUAUUAUAUAUUUUAUUAUGUGGUUAUCCUCCAUUUGUUGGUAAAACAGAAAAUCAAAUUUUAGAGAGAGUUAAAAUUGGUAAAUUUACAUUUGAUCGUAAAAUAAAUUUAUUAAGUUUUAGCUGAGGAUUGGGAUUCCAUUUCAAAAGAAGCUAAGGAAUUUAUUACUAAAUUAUUGAGAAUGGAUCCUAAUAAAAGAUUAUCAGCUAAAUAAGCCUUAGAAGAUCCUUGGCUUGCUAAAUAUGCUCCUUCAACUUAAGUUAAUAGAAAAGUUCUCGAUAAUAUUCGUUAAUUUUAAGUAAAUCAUUUUAAUUAAACUAAUAUAGGCAUAAACUGUAUUAAAAUAAGCAUUAAUGUCUUAUAUGAUAACAUAAAUGUCAACUUAAAAAGAGAUUUCAGAGUUACAAAAAGAGUUUUAGAGAUUAGAUAUAAAUAAUGAUGGAUUUUUAUCAAAAGAUGAAUUUCUUAAAGGUUAUCUUUAGAUAUAAAAUGAUCUCAAAUUAGCUGAAGUUGAAGUUGAAAAAAUAUUAGAAAUGAUUGAUAUUAAUUAAUCAGGUUUGAUAGAUUUUUCAGAAUUUUGUAUGGCAGCAAUGAAUUAAGAAAAAUUGCUUUCUGUUUAAAGAAUUGAAUAGGCUUUCAAAAUAUUUGAUUAAGUAUUUCAAUUUUUAAUAAAUUAGAAUGGAGAUGGAUUUAUUUCUAAAAAAGAAUUAGAAGUUAUAAUGGGAGAUUUAGGAGAUGAUGUAUGGAAUUAAAUACUUAGUGAUUGUGACAAUAAUGGAGAUGGAUAGAUAUCAUAUGAAGAAUUUGUAAAAAUGCUAAAGAAUAAAAAACUUUGA